CUUUCCAGUUUAGCGCCACCUGGCGGAUAACAGGUGCUUGAAAAACAAAAUGGCGGCCUAUGGGGUCAUUUCCUGAAAGUGUUUACUUUGAUUAUUAAACUAUUGUUUUCAGACACCUAGAGUAUUCUCGCUAUUAUCUACGACACAAACUUUGACAAAGAUGCCUCAUCAUUGCUGUGUGCCAUUAUGCACCAACGACACUAGAACCAAAACAGCUGAGAGCAUUUCUUUUCAUUCAUUUCCCAAAAAUGACAGUCUUAAGCAAAAGUGGAUUGUAAACAUACGAAGAGACAUUUCUAAGGACUUCAACUUGAAUAAGCACACAAGAAUAUGUUCAGCCCAUUUCGACGGUAGUUGUUAUGAAAUUCCUGUGCCAGGGCAAGUACGCAGGCGAUUGAAAAAAGAUGCUGUACCAACGUUGUUUUCAUGGGUUACACCAAAAGCACCACGUCGCAAGCUUUUCCGAGACAAAACUCCAAAACUAACGAAAAGCGGUGUGAAAAAAUGCGUGUCCAGCAGUACAUUUAUGAUAGACCAUUCGUACGCGGGACCUAGUGACAAUAUGGAGUCUGUCAUUGAAGAUGUCGAAAUGGAUGUUAAUCCUGUCAACUUAAACUCUAGCAAUUCAAGUGCUACUACAACUGAUGACAGUCUUCAAGACAUUGAAGCUGAUCCAUCGCCACAGAAAGAAGCCCUCUUUGAAAAACACAAGGCUUUGCUUCAGGCAAGGUCACAGGAAAAGUUCACUAUUCUGCGCUUCUGUUCUUCAGAUUCCGAUAUAAGAUACUACACAGGAUUUCCAACAUAUACUGCCAUGUGUGCUUUUUUUCACUUUUUACAGCCAGAAUGUAAUUUUCUAUACUAUGUAGGGUCAGAAAAUACAUCGCAUGGAAAACCGUACGAGUUUGUGUCGAAAAGGGGACCAUCAAGAUCUCUGUCACCUUUAGAAGAACUUUUCCUGACACUGGUUAGACUACGGAAGGGACUUCCUGAGAAAGUCAUUGGUGACUUGUACAAUUUGUCAGAAGGACAUAUUUCUAAGAUAGUGAAUACAUGGAUUCUAUUUUUGUACGAUAGAUUGAGAUGUCUCCCAAUAUGGCCAAAUCGUGAACACGUAAAAAAAACAAUGCCCAUCUCAUUCAAAACAGACUAUCCAGAUACUAGAGUCAUUAUUGACUGUACGGAAAUUUUUAUAGAGCAGCCAUCUGCGUCUGUGUGCCAAAGAGAAACAUUUAGUUCAUACAAACAUCACAAUACGGCAAAGGGACUUGUAGGUAUAGCACCCAGUGGUCAGAUAACUUUCAUUUCAAGUUUGUAUGCGGGUAGGUGCAGUGACAAAAAAAUUGUACGGCAUUGUGGGCUUUAUGAUAUCCUAGAAGAAGGUGAUUCUGUUAUGGCUGAUAAAGGCUUUGACAUUGGUGAUGACUUGAAAGAAAGAAAAUUAUCUCUAACUAUCCCACCCUUUCUUGAAAACCAAGCCCAGUUCACCUCCCAGCAGCUUGCGGCAACAAAGAAUAUAGCCGCAGUGCGUGUUCACGUGGAACGAGCAAUUAGGAAAGUGAAAGAGUUUGACAUCCUCCGAAACACUGUACCAAUAUCGUUGUGUCCAAUGUUAGAAAAGAUCUGGACUGUUUGUGCUCACUUGGCGAAUUUCACUGGUAGCUUAUUUAAAAAGCAAUAGAUUCUUAUCAUGCGCAUGUAUCACAAUGACUGCAUAGUAUCUUACAGAUUCUUUUUUGGGAAAAAACUAAAAAACUAUCAGACAUUACUUUGCUUCACUUGAUAAUUAUGUUUGCACUAGUUGUUGUUGUAACAGAAUUAAUGUCAACAUAUGGCAUAACAUUAAGUUUUUUUUUCUGUGCAGUCUGAUCAUUAUCUGCUGUAAAAACUAUCAGACUUUGCUUCACUUGAUACUUAUGUUUGCAAUAGUUGUUGUUGUAACAGAAUUAAUGUCAACAUUAGGCAUAAAGUUAAGGUUUUUUUUCCGUGCAGUCUGAUUAUUAUCUGCUGUGAAAAAAAUCAGACUUGGUUAGACAUACAUUACUUUGCUCCACUUGAUACUUAAUUUGCAAUAGUUGUUGUAACAGAAUUAAUGUCAACAUUCAGCAUAAAAUUAAGUUUUUUUCCGUGCAGUCUGAUCACUAUCUGCACUGUUUGCUAUUCGGCCGGUUUCUUUUUAGUAAGCACCCCCUUUUAACAGUAAAUGGAAGGCGGACAAGUUCAUUGUAGAAAUAAUGCAUAGCAAGUGUUAAAUAAUUGUCAGCUAUAACUGCAUGAAAUGUGGUAUUUCCUUUUGUAAUAGUCAGGGAUAUUAUAGUACAUACAUACUAAAGCAAUUUUCUUUUAAUUUUGUGAUUCCAAUAUGUAAUUAAUAUCAGUUGUUAAACUAUCCGUUGUGAACUCAAACACUGUCUAUUCUCUUAUUUUUUAUACUUGAAUAGAACAGCUUUUUUGGUUCAUCUGUUAAUUGUUGAAGGAAACCAGAAAGCACUUGUUAAAGGCUCUGAAAGGCAUACUCCCAUAUCAAGAUUAAAUUAUGAUCGCAGUAAAUAAUGUACAUUGAAUUGAUUUUGCAAUUGUCAUUAGAAGUAAAACAACUAAUCAUCAUAAGUGGUUCAUAAAUCGAUGUUAUAUCAUAAAUGCUGCUACAAAAAAAAUGUGUCUCCAUAUUUAGUGCUACCGAUAUUCUACUUUUGUUUACCCUAACCAUUUUAACUCAGUUGUGAUCUGAACUUCAUUUUGUGAGCAAAAUAAACUUGUUUUUCUCGAUAUAA
Messenger RNA from Mercenaria mercenaria, 2774 nucleotides. RefSeq lists its product as uncharacterized. Bases 161 to 1681 code for a protein of 506 amino acids. The record is from RefSeq and is a predicted model, not a curated record. Lineage: Eukaryota; Metazoa; Mollusca; Bivalvia; Venerida; Veneridae. The transcript has 2 exons.